AUGGCAAAGCAUCAUCCAGACUUGAUAUUUUGUCGCAAACAGCCAGGAAUAGCCAUUGGGCGACUUUGUGAGAAGCAUGAUGGUGUUUGCAUCAUUUGUGACUCUCUGGUUCGACCAGCAGAUUUGGUGCGUAUAUGCGACGAAUGCAACUAUGGCUCAUUGGUUGGUCGAUGUGUUGUGUGUGGUGGACCUGGUGUCUCGGACGCUUACUACUGUAAAGAGUGUGUGAUUCAAGAAAAAGAUAGGGAUGGAUGUCCAAAGAUUGUGAAUCUCGGUAGCAGCAAAACAGACUUAUUUUAUGAACGAAAAAAGUUUGGAUUUAAAAAGCGGUAG
This is a messenger RNA of Batrachochytrium dendrobatidis JAM81, 333 nucleotides long. RefSeq names its product U2 snRNP complex subunit RDS3. The record is from RefSeq and is a predicted model, not a curated record. The transcript has 3 exons. Gene Ontology annotation, cellular component: precatalytic spliceosome; catalytic step 2 spliceosome; U2 snRNP. Lineage: Eukaryota; Fungi; Chytridiomycota; Chytridiomycetes; Rhizophydiales. The coding region runs from base 1 to 333 and encodes 110 amino acids. Gene Ontology annotation, biological process: mRNA splicing, via spliceosome.